Talpa occidentalis (Iberian mole) is the source of this 6361-nucleotide messenger RNA. RefSeq names its product sperm antigen with calponin homology and coiled-coil domains 1 like (gene SPECC1L). The record is from RefSeq and is a predicted model, not a curated record. The transcript is spliced from 16 exons. Bases 116 to 3460 code for a protein of 1114 amino acids. Gene Ontology annotation, biological process: actin cytoskeleton organization. Lineage: Eukaryota; Metazoa; Chordata; Mammalia; Eulipotyphla; Talpidae. Gene Ontology annotation, cellular component: filamentous actin; microtubule organizing center. Gene Ontology annotation, molecular function: protein binding.
GAAGGGAGUGGUGAAGGAGACUUCGAAGUUCCCAAUUUCCUGCACAUGUAUCCACAGAAUUCACACUGCCCGGGUCAGAUUUGCCUGUAAAUGCAUCACGAAGAGGCAGCGCAGAAUGAAGAAAGCAAGCAAGAGUGUUGGCUCAGUGCCUAAAGUGUCUGGGAUAAGCAAAACACAAACAGUAGAAAAAACAAAACUUGAGAACAACUCUUUAGCACCUACUGGAGGCAAACUUAUAAAACCUGGAACAGCAGCAUCAUUGUCAAAGACCAAGAGCAGUGAUGACCUUCUAGCUGGAAUGGCUGGAGGGGUGACAGUGACUAAUGGUGUUAAAGGAAAGAAAAGCACCUGCCCUUCUGCAGCAUCUACCCUUGCCAUGAACACCAUGGAGAGCAAAGCAAAGAUUGGCACAGGCUCGUGUUCUUCAACCAAGCGGAGCACUUCUACAGGUAAUAAAGAAUCCAGUUCUACCAGAGAAAGACUGCGUGAACGUACCCGACUAAACCAGAGCAAAAAACUACCUUCUGCAGGUCAGGGAGCUAAUGACAUGGCAUUGGCUAAGCGUUCCCGCAGCCGCACUGCUAUGGAAUGUGAUGUUCGUAUGAGUAAGUCUAAGUCAGACAAUCAGAUCAGUGACAAGGCCGCUUUGGAAGCCAAAGUGAAAGAUCUUCUCACACUGGCAAAAACUAAAGAUGUGGAAAUUUUGCAUUUGAGAAACGAACUCCGAGACAUGCGUGCUCAGCUGGGCAUCAAUGAGGAUCAUUUGGAGGGUGACGAAAAAUCUGAGAAGGAAGCUAUUAUUACCCACCAGCCAACUGAUGUUGAGUCAACGUUACUGCAGCUACAAGAACAGAAUACUGCCAUCCGUGAAGAACUCAACCAGCUGAAAAAUGAAAACAGAAUGUUAAAGGACAGGUUGAAUGCAUUGGGCUUUUCCCUAGAGCAGAGGUUAGACAAUUCUGAAAAACUGUUUGGUUAUCAGUCCCUGAGCCCAGAAAUCACCCCUGGUAACCAGAGUGAUGGAGGGGGUACUUUGACUUCUUCAGUGGAAGGCUCUGCACCUGGGUCAGUGGAGGAUCUUUUGAGUCAGGAUGAAAACACCCUCAUGGACCAUCAACACAGUAACUCUAUGGACAAUCUGGACAGCGAGUGCAGUGAGGUGUACCAGCCCCUCACAUCGAGUGAUGAUGCCCUUGAUGCACCAUCAUCCUCAGAAUCAGAAGGCAUUCCCAGCAUUGAGCGCUCUCGAAAGGGAAGCAGUGGGAAUGCCAGUGAAGUGUCUGUUGCUUGCUUGACGGAACGGAUACACCAGAUGGAAGAGAACCAGCACAGUACGAGUGAGGAACUUCAGGCAACUCUGCAAGAGCUAGCUGAUUUACAACAGAUUACCCAAGAACUGAAUAGUGAAAAUGAAAGACUCGGAGAAGAGAAGGUUAUUCUCAUGGAAUCUUUAUGUCAGCAAAGUGAUAAGUUGGAACACUUUAGCAGGCAGAUUGAAUAUUUCCGCUCCCUUUUAGAUGAGCAUCACAUUUCUUAUGUUAUAGAUGAAGAUGUAAAAAGUGGACGUUAUUUGGAAUUAGAACAACGUUACAUGGAUCUAGCUGAGAAUGCCCGUUUUGAACGAGAGCAGCUGCUAGGUGUUCAGCAGCAUUUAAGCAAUACUUUGAAGAUGGCAGAACAAGACAAUAAGGAAGCUCAAGAAAUGAUAGGGGCUCUCAAAGAACGCAAUCACCACAUGGAACGCAUUAUUGAGUCUGAGCAGAAGAGCAAAGCAGCCUUGGCAGCCACAUUGGAAGAGUACAAAGCCACAGUGGCCAGUGACCAGAUAGAGAUGAAUCGCCUGAAGGCCCAGCUGGAGAACGAAAAGCAGAAAGUGGCGGAGCUGUACUCCAUCCAUAACUCUGGGGACAAGUCUGAUAUUCAGGAUCUCCUAGAGAGUGUCAGGCUGGACAAAGAAAAAGCAGAGACUUUGGCAAGUAGCCUGCAGGAAGAUCUGGCUCACACCCGAAAUGAUGCCAAUCGAUUACAGGACACCAUUGCUAAGGUAGAAGAUGAAUACCGAGCCUUCCAAGAAGAAGCUAAGAAACAAAUAGAAGAUUUGAAUAUGACAUUAGAAAAAUUAAGAUCAGAGCUGGAAGAGAAAGAAACAGAAAGAAGUGACAUGAAAGAAACCAUCUUUGAACUUGAAGAUGAAGUAGAACAACAUCGAGCUGUGAAACUUCAUGACAACCUCAUCAUUUCUGAUUUAGAGAAUACGGUGAAAAAACUUCAAGACCAGAAACAUGAUAUGGAAAGAGAAAUCAAGACACUACACAGGAGACUUCGGGAAGAAUCUGCAGAAUGGCGACAGUUUCAAGCUGAUCUCCAGACUGCAGUGGUGAUUGCAAAUGACAUUAAAUCUGAAGCCCAAGAGGAGAUUGGUGAUCUGAAGCGCCGGUUACAUGAGGCUCAGGAAAAAAAUGAGAAACUCACAAAAGAACUGGAGGAAAUAAAGUCACGCAAGCAAGAAGAGGAGCGAGGCCGGGUAUAUAACUACAUGAAUGCUGUGGAGAGAGAUUUGGCAGCUUUAAGACAAGGGAUGGGACUGAGUAGAAGGUCCUCCACCUCCUCUGAGCCAACCCCUACAGUUAAAACCCUCAUCAAGUCCUUUGAUAGUGCAUCUCAAGUACCAAACCCUACUGCAGCUGCAAUUCCACGAACACCUCUGAGUCCAAGUCCUAUGAAAACCCCUCCUGCAGCAGCUGUCUCCCCUAUGCAGAGACAUUCCAUAAGUGGACCAAUUUCUACAUCCAAACCCCUGACAACCCUGUCAGAUAAGAGACCAAACUAUGGGGAAAUCCCUGUUCAAGAGCAUCUAUUAAGAACAUCUUCAACCAGCCGACCUGCUUCCCUGCCAAGAGUACCUGCCAUGGAAAGUGCCAAGACCAUCUCAGUGUCUCGACGAAGUAGUGAAGAGAUGAAACGAGACAUCUCUGCACCAGAAGGAGCGUCGCCAGCUUCUCUUAUGGCUAUGGGGUCCACAUCACCACAGCUUUCCCUGUCCUCCUCUCCCACAGCAUCUGUGACCCCCACCACUCGAAGCCGCAUAAGGGAAGAAAGGAAGGACCCUCUCUCAGCAUUGGCAAGAGAAUAUGGAGGAUCAAAAAGGAAUGCCUUGCUGAAGUGGUGUCAGAAGAAAACAGAAGGCUAUCAGAAUAUUGACAUUACAAAUUUCAGCAGUAGUUGGAAUGAUGGACUAGCCUUCUGUGCCCUCCUGCAUACGUACCUUCCAGCCCACAUUCCAUAUCAAGAAUUGAACAGUCAGGAUAAGCGAAGGAACUUCACCCUGGCCUUCCAGGCGGCUGAGAGUGUCGGCAUCAAAUCCACGCUGGACAUUAAUGAAAUGGUGCGGACUGAACGACCAGAUUGGCAGAACGUGAUGCUGUACGUGACAGCAAUCUACAAGUACUUCGAAACCUGAAUACCCCAGGAGGACCCCCCACAGAUACCAAGAGACACCACCAUCAUUAGCUAUGCGCCCUAUAAAGCUUUCAGCAACUCUGGGCUGCCCUGUAGUAUGUGAGCCUUCAGCCUGAGCCUCCGAGUUGGACGAACUGGGGCCUGUGUGGCCCAUGGCUCGGCCAGGCUCCUCCCACACAACCUGUCCAGUGGUCAGUAUGGAACCAACGUGACACUGAUUUGCUGCCAGUUUUCUUUUUGAAGAGGAUAUUGAACUACAUUAGUGCUGCGGGGUGUAAAAUAAAGACUCCUCACAGUUAAAUUUGGGAAAGGGGAUUAAAUUAUGUGGACAGUUCAUAAGGGUUGGUGAAAGCUUUAGCCCAGCACUUCUCGACUGCUUGCCUGUGUAUGUUCCUUCACCUGUGAGAACCAGUAAGGAAAUCCAUGCCUGACAGGUUUCUGCCUCUAGGCACUUGACAGAGCAAGCCUUGGCCCCUAACAUGAGCUUGGUUUUGAAGGGUGCAUGUGACAGGGCUUUCCUGGCCAACUCAACUUAGGUAUUUUUAAGUUGAGCUAACAUGAUCAAAACUCAUGUUCCUGGCUUUCAGGGUCUCCUGUGUGGAAUGAUUCAUGCAGCUGGGCCUCCAUAGACAGGAAAUUAACUGAGGGGCACCCCUCGCCCAAUGUUCUCCUGACCAGUCCAUCCGUCAACCUUGAAAGGACUUGGAUCCUCAGUUUUGACUUUAGAUUUCUGGACUAAAGAAUUGGUCAUAAGGAAUUCUCCUACUUUAAAAAAAAAUUUUUUUUUUUGUUCUUCUGAGCAAUAUUGGCAAAAAUAGCUCCUGCUCCAUUAGUACCAAAGGUAAAUUAUUUUAGUAAGAAUAGAGAUGAAAUACCAAAUCUGGACAUUAGUAUGGUAAAAGCAAAGAAUGAAGUAGGAUGUAGCAAGAGAAUAAACUAAACAACUUUAGGAAGCCCAGGGAGUGUAAUUUAAAGUCAUUUAUGGAUCACUGAGACAUAAUCCUCCUAGGCCAGAAUUGAAGAAAGUGCCUUAACUCUCCUUGCUAUGAUAGCCACCAUGCAGAGGGGCUGGAAGGCCACUGCCCACCAUGGUCACAGCAGGAUGUCACCUGGGCACCACCGGUCAGAGAUGGACUUGGGCUCCCUGUUAUCGCUGCCCUCUCCUGGUUCUGAGUGACAGACACCUGAACCACAGCCCCUUCUGUGUGGUUUGAACCAAAGCCUUAUUAGGUGUUUCUGUUGCGCUGGCUCAGGCUGGGACUCGGCCCUUCUUGGAACUUGGAACCCCCAUGUUAUGUGUGCCUGGCACGGUUGUUGUUGGUUUGAACAAUGUCAAGACCUGUCGCAUCCAGAACACAACUGUUUUUGGCAUCCAGAAAGUAGUCAAAGGAAGAGCUGGCACCAGUGGAAGCAGGAUCUCUGCCCCAGCCACAAGAUGCAAGGACAGGAUUGCAGCAGACUGCCCAGCCAGCUUGUGAACUGAGGCCUCUGUCUUCAAGCAUGAUGUUCUAGACUAGGAGUUGGACAUGUCUAUAGCCUAGAAACGAAUGUGGUUGUUACAAAGUGGGGUGUGCGUGUGCGUGUGGCCUGCUAGCCUGAGGCCAUUGGUGGCCAGUAAAUGCCCAUCUGCCCUACCCAGAUGUCCUAACCUGACAGCUCCAGCUGCGGCCCCAGCUAGAGUGUUUUAAGGAAAUGUCCAUUUUCAGUCAAAGGAGAGACCGGGUGAGCAGAACCCAGCCAGAGCACCCCAGAAACAGCAACCCCAGUGGACUCCUGUCCCUGUCCUCUGUAACCCAAUUCUGUUCUUAUUUCUGCUGCUCCGUUGACAGUUCCCCUUUGCUGUCAGCUGAAUGACUGUUAGUAUAAGAAUCAUUGUUUUUUAAAUGUCUCUCCAUUUCACUUUUCCUGAGUCCCGCUUUUGUUCUUAUUUGCCAGUCUGGACCACAUGCAUCUGACCUGUAGUCAUGUUUGCUUGUUUAUUACCAGGAUGGGGAGGGCAGGGGAAAGGACUGUUUCGUCCUGUAAAGGGCAAGACUUUCCUGGGUCUACAUUUCACAACUUUGUCCCUUCCUAGCCACUUGAGCCAGCCCUGGCAGCCGUGGCUGCUGCUGACGGGCUGCAUGUACAUGGCUGCUGCUCCCCCGAAGUGUGUCCUGGGCUGCGGCAGGGCAGAGGGUGGCACCGGGAGGAUCUACCUCUGCCUCCCUUACAACAGGCUACACGAGCUGCCUGGCUAGGCUGCCCACAUUUGCUUGUGGAUCCACAGCUGAAAGGAUUCCAGAAGCAUAGCAAUUUGCUUUUUCUAAUAGGAUCCUUAUGACACGGUUGGCUUUAUGGAAUGGUUACGGAUGGUCACCCGUGUAUGUGUAUGUGUAUGUGUGUUUGAGACACUCUGAGGUGCUUUUAUUCCAGUGGCAAUUGAUGUGAAGCCUCCAGAAAGUCAUUUUGCCACUUCUCCCUUCAAGCACAAGCUUUACUGCAAAAGGGCCAGUUGUGUUUCUAUUUCUCUCAACUACAGUCUUCUGCUGACGGAUGAUACUUCUUUAUUUUGUUCCAUUAAAUAUUCUCGAAUUAUUAAAAUUCCUGAAAAACAUCAAGCUUGACUUUUCUAACUCGCCCUUCCCUGUGACCCCUCUAACAUGGCGACUGGGUGUGCAAGGAGGGCACUUCUGACCAGCCUCCACCCUCUGGCCACCUGUCCCCAUGGUGGGGGAAGGAGCCGACUGGAGGUUGGGAGCCUCAGCCAAAUACUUGCAUCUGUAAUGAGGGUGCUUACAUGAGCCCAAAGGGUGUGGUGUGACCACUGAGAUUCUGUGACAGGCGUGAAGACCUCAGAAACAGCUGUCCUAUAAGGAGGGACACCCCAUCAUUCCCCAGCUUCAGCCAGCUGUGCAGUUCCAGG